CUUACGUCACUUCCUCGCCGCCAUUUCUUGACCUUCAUGGUGCGAGUAGCCGGAGAGGAGGUCACCAUGGACAAUCGGGAGGAAGUAUUUGACGCCCUGAAUGAUUUUGAGAAGAAACCAACGAAAACUAUACCCCCGUUAUUGGAGCAGUUUCUAAGCGAAGUGGCCAAAACGGGCGAAACGCUGUUCCCUUGGCCCCGACUCAGGCCACUACUGGUGAGCAAGCUGGACCAGGUGAUGACCGAGUUUCACCAGGAGAUCCCGGUCGACCACUUCCCUCCCAACACCAACAUGGAGCAGGUCAAGUUUGAUGACAUGAGGGAACGGAUCAUUAAAGCUGUGGAGAGGUUUCAUGGGGCUCCUUUCACAAUUCAGAGGUUGUGUGAGUUGAUCACUGAUCCCAAGAGACAUUAUAAGAGAAGUGACAAGUUUUUAAGAGGCAUUGAAAAGAAUGUGCUGGUUGUAAGCACUGUUGACCCAUUUGGAAGGAAAGUUGUGUCGGAAUCCCGGACUCUGGUGAAUGGUCUUGACAGCAAUGGCUGCACGCAGACAGGCAACUCUCUCCCACCCCCUCCAGUCCCAUCCUGGCCCCUCAACAGCCAGGGGCUGGCAACAGUGUGGCCCAAGUCAAAGUCUGACUCUGAGGAAUCAGCAACUAGUCCUAUUGAACAAGAGGACUUGUCAGAGGUAGACCAAGAUCACAUGGAGCCAGAAGCACCAUUAGCAGAAAAGUAUUCCCCCCCUUCACAAUCACAGCCUGAUGAAUCAUCUCAAGAGGAUAAUGAUUCCGAGGCAGCAUCUAUGGACACAAUUAAAACAGACGGAUCAGCAAAAUCUGAUUCUGAGUCUAUGGCAGCUGAAUCAGGGGAGGCUACUCCAGCUGAGAUGCCAGAGAAUGGGGAUAGUCCACCUGUGUCUGGGAACGAGGCAGCAGUGUCUGGUAAUGAGGCAGCAGCGUUGGAGAGUGAAGCUGUGUCAGAGAAUGAAGCAGUGUCCGAGAAUGAAGCAGAGUCCGAGACGAAAACAGGAGUGUCGGACAGUGAGGCAGCAGUUUCUGAGAGUGGGACAGCAGUGUCGGAAGCCCCAGUGUUGGAAAGUGAAGUAGCCAUGUCUGACAGUGAAGCGGCAGUGUCGGAGAGUGAAGCAGCCGAGGAGGAGCCAGUAAAGGCUGAAGACUCCGACAUCAAGAAAGAUCCAUCACAAUCUCCUGAAUCCACUCCAGAACAGACUCCGGAUAAUGGUGCCCCAGAGUCAGCUCCAUCACCAACAGGAAAUGGAGAACAGGUUUCAUCAUCACAAGAACAUCCACCUGAUUCACUGGAGAACCAACACAUAUCUGCAUCCCCAACUGGCCCAGUGUGUGAGGAAGGCGUGGCAUCCUCCUCCGAGGACCCCACCAAUCGGCUGUGUGAAUCUGUUACCAAACAGACUGAAGACUGUGGCAGCAGUGAGCCAGCCAGUUCCACAGAUGCUGUUUCUGACUCCAUGUGCGCGGAACAUCCACCAGAGGAAGAAUGUGCAUCGUCCUCACCAAGCUCUUGUGAAAAAUCGGACCCAGUGGACUCUUCGGAGCAGAAUAUGGACACAGAUUCUGAGAAUUGUCGGACUUCAGAACAGACAGACAACCCAUCAGAACAGCAGCAAUCAAAGGAAGUGCAACAAGACACACAGACAGACACAGACUCAGACUCGCAGAAAGAAGAACCGAUGGAUCAGGACUGAUGUAGUCAUGGUGCAUUAUAUAUAUAUCGGGGAAAAUAUCAGUGCUGAAUUAAAUCCAUGAAUUGUAAAAAUACCAAUCUCAGGUCCAAAAAAUUAUUCAUACCUUCAUGUCAUCUGUAUGUACAUUUUAUGUAAGUCGUAAGUCAAUCCAUUGUCCGAUGGUAUUUUGUUCUCAUUGUCAAAUACUGAUGUAGUUGUUUUAAUUUCAUGUACAGCUGUUUAUUACAACCUAGGAAAUGAUAGUUGUGCCUUGCUCAAGGAGUGAAAAUGUCACUGAUUUUACAUCUUCAUUUCAUGGCUUCAUUGUCAUGCCUAUUUAUGAUUCAUGAAGACACAUUUGUCAAAUUAUCAGAAAUAAAGCUAUGAUGAACUCA
Haliotis rubra (blacklip abalone) is the source of this 2096-nucleotide messenger RNA. RefSeq names its product serine/threonine-protein phosphatase 4 regulatory subunit 2-A-like. Gene Ontology annotation, molecular function: protein phosphatase regulator activity. Bases 37 to 1722 code for a protein of 561 amino acids. Lineage: Eukaryota; Metazoa; Mollusca; Gastropoda; Lepetellida; Haliotidae. The record is from RefSeq and is a predicted model, not a curated record. Gene Ontology annotation, biological process: protein dephosphorylation. Gene Ontology annotation, cellular component: nucleus; protein phosphatase 4 complex; cytoplasm. The transcript has 7 exons.